UGUCUUGGCCCAAAGACCCGAGCAUGGAGUUCGCUAACGUGUCGUCUAGUCUGUUGGGCAACGUGUCCACCGCGCUGCGGGCGGAGGCGCGACUCUCCGCUGAAUCGCGUUUGCUGGGCUGGAAUGUUCCGCCGGAGGAGCUGCGUCACAUCCCAGAGCAUUGGUUGACGUAUCCGGAACCACCUGAAUCGAUGAACUACCUAUUGGGAACCCUCUAUAUAUUCUUUACACUGAUGUCAAUGCUGGGUAAUGGACUGGUCAUCUGGGUCUUUUCAGCGGCAAAAUCGUUACGCACUCCUUCGAAUAUUUUGGUUAUCAAUUUGGCUUUCUGCGACUUUAUGAUGAUGGUCAAAACACCGAUAUUUAUCUACAAUAGUUUCCACCAAGGAUACGCCCUAGGUCAUCUGGGGUGCCAGAUCUUUGGAAUUAUUGGCUCCUAUACAGGAAUUGCUGCCAGCGCCACGAAUGCUUUUAUAGCCUACGAUCGAUUCAAUGUGAUCACUAAGCCCAUGGAGGGCAAGAUGACACAUGGAAAGGCAAUUGCCAUGAUUAUCUUUAUCUAUAUGUACGCCACUCCUUGGGUGGUGGCCUGCUAUACGGAAACCUGGGGUCGUUUUGUGCCCGAAGGAUACCUGACCUCCUGCACCUUUGAUUAUCUAACCGAUAACUUCGAUACCCGCCUCUUUGUGGCCUGCAUAUUCUUCUUCAGUUUCGCGUGUCCAACAUCAAUGAUCGUAUAUUACUAUUCACAGAUUGUGGGUCAUGUGUUUAGUCACGAAAAAGCCCUACGAGAUCAGGCUAAGAAGAUGAACGUCGAAUCACUGCGUUCCAAUGUGGACAAAAGUAAGGAGACAGCUGAAAUCCGGAUAGCCAAAGCGGCCAUUACCAUUUGCUUUCUGUUCUUCUGUUCCUGGACACCAUACGGAGUAAUGUCGCUCAUUGGCGCUUUCGGGGAUAAAACCCUUUUGACGCCCGGUGCCACAAUGAUCCCAGCCUGUGCCUGCAAAAUGGUGGCCUGCAUCGAUCCGUUUGUGUACGCCAUAAGUCAUCCCAGAUACCGCAUAGAGCUGCAGAAACGAUGCCCCUGGUUGGCGCUCAACGAGAAAGCGCCAGAAUCGUCGGCUGUCGCCUCUACCAGCACCACCCAAGAACCACAGCAGACCACCGCCGCCUAAUGCAGGAUACAAAAAUCCCACCCACCAAAAAAAUGCUGACAAUGAUGAUGAACUGAAACGGCAACGAACUCGUAAUACAAAAUGCCAUGGAAAAAUUGUAUAAAUAUUUCACAGGAUAAAGUCCUGUGCAACGGUGCAAGAAGUAAAAAAUGUUUUUUAUUAUGAUUUGUAGUUACUUUUAUGUUGACAAACGAAAUAUAGUCGAAUUAUUGCAACCAAUGAAGAAAAACGUAAAAAAAAAGUAAUUUUAAU
Molecule: messenger RNA, 1427 nt
Organism: Drosophila eugracilis
Lineage: Eukaryota; Metazoa; Arthropoda; Insecta; Diptera; Drosophilidae
Product: opsin Rh3
Biological process (GO): visual perception; G protein-coupled receptor signaling pathway
Cellular component (GO): membrane
Molecular function (GO): G protein-coupled receptor activity
Source: RefSeq, a predicted model, not a curated record